CAUUUGAGCUAAACCACAAAAAAAAAAUAACCAACAAAUAUUUAAAAAUUGCAACGCGAGUGUGAACGCAACAAGUGUGUUUAGCGCGAGUGCAAAAUAUUAAAAUUUUCAAAGUGGCUUGGAAUUCUAAAUAAAAUACGAAGAGCAGAGUAAAGCGUAAAAGUUUGCCCAAGUGUAUAAAAGCGAGAGGAGAGCAGCAGCAACAACAAGAACUAUCGUCAGACUAUCGCAACUAUCGUAUCAAUGCAAGCACAAGGCUCUUUAGCUAAGCUCAAUUCUCGACUUAGCUGGUUCCAUUUUGGUUUUUGGUGUUAAGUCUGUUAUUUUAAUUCUUGACAUCAUUAGUUUUAAUUUGUUUUAUUUUUGAGUGAGUGUGUUUUUUAUUCGCGUCAAUAUUUUGUGGAGCACGUUGAUGUCAGUGCUGCCAGCUGCCACGCCCAUUUACGCCCUAGCUGUCGGAGUAACGCUAGCCCAGUUAAAUAACUAGCGCUUCAUUUGCAAUUCGAGCUGCAGGAAUAGCCAGCUAGCAAGCUGGCGCCCGCGCAAGACGAUGUGCAUCGCCAACAUGGCGCUCGCAAAGUUGGUGGUUUUGCUAACAACAACAUUGCUGCUGUUACAGUGACGACGUCCAGCACUGAGGCUGAGCAGAAGCGCAAGCAUCGUCGUCAUCAUCAUCGCACACGCAAGCCAGAAGAUCAGCCACCCAAGCCUUGGCAACGACAGCAACCAGCGCAGCAGCAGCAGCAGCAAGCACAACAGCAACAGCCGCAGCAGCAGCAGCAGCAGUCUGAGCCUAAAACUCAAACGCUAAAAACCAAUUUAGCCAAAAAUCGUGAAAAGGAGAAACUAAUGGCCGAACAGGCGCAUGAGCGUCGCAUUCAUGAGCUCGAUCAGAAUGUCGAGCGUUAUUUUGAUGUGCGCAAGCGUCUGGGCAAGGGCGCCUAUGGCAUUGUUUGGAAGGCUACAGAUAAACGCCAAAAGGAUACUGUUGCUCUAAAGAAAAUCUAUGAUGCCUUUCGCGAUGAUACCGAUGCUCAGCGCACUUAUCGCGAGGUUAUCUUCCUGCGCGCCUUUCGCCAUCAUCCCAAUAUUGUGCGCAUUCUGGAUAUAUUCAAAGCUUCCAAUAAUCUGGACUUUUAUUUGGUGUUCGAGUUUAUGGAGAGCGAUUUGCACAAUGUAAUUAAGAAGGGCGAUGUGCUAAAGGAUAUACACAAGCGAUUUGUUAUGUAUCAGCUGAUCAAUGCCAUCAAGUAUAUGCAUUCCGGCAAUGUUAUACAUCGUGAUCUCAAGCCCAGCAACAUUCUAAUCGACAGCAAGUGCAGAUUGAAAGUCGCUGACUUUGGCUUGGCACGCACUUUGUGUCCAAAGCGUCGCAAUAAUUUGGAUUACGAUUGCAAGGAUGAGCUGGAUAAUGAGGCAAUGCUUACAGAUUAUGUGGCUACGCGCUGGUAUCGCGCACCAGAGAUUCUAGUUGCCAGUCGCAGAUAUACAAAAGGCGUUGAUAUGUGGAGUCUGGGCUGUAUACUGGGCGAGAUGAUACGCCAGAAGCCGCUGUUCCAAGGCACUAGCACCAUCAACCAGAUCGAAAAGAUUAUUAAUGCAUUGCCGGAUGUUACCGAUCGGGAUAUUGAAUCUAUUGGCGCCAGCUUUGGCUCAGUGCUGCUGAGCAAGAAGAUUGUGCGCGAUCGUCGCAAUUCAUUGGAUGAAAUGUUGCGCAAUUGCUGUGAUGAUGCAAUGGGACUGGUGAAGUCGCUGCUAGUGCUGGAUCCAGAGGGCAGACUUACGGCCAAGGAGGCCAUAAGUCAUCCGUAUGUGAGUCGCUUUCGUGCCUCGUCGGCCACCAUGGAUAUGCAUAGCGAUGUGAAGCCGCCGCUGGACGAUGAUGUGCGCUAUGGCGUGGAGGAAUAUCGUGGCACGCUCUAUCGCAUGAUUACGCCAGAACGUGCCGCUGGCGGCAGCAACACGACGCGGCAGAGCCAGCGACAGCUGCAAUCCUCCAGCAGCAGUGAGACGCAUUUGCCGCCAGAUUCAACGCUGCGGAAUAGUAAAUCUGUAUCCAAGACCAGAUUGCACUCAACGCAUUUUCAAGCAUUUGGAGACAAGGACACACCGAAGGAAGCGCAUAAUAAAACCUGGAGCGAGCAGUAUCAACUGCAGAAGAAGAAGCAACAGCAGCAGCAGCAGCAGCAGCAACAAUUGCAACAGCAGCAGGAACAGCUGCAAUUACAGCAGCAACAGCAGCAGCAGCAUCAACGUGAGCGUGGCAAGCGUUAUGCACAUGAGCAGCAGCAGCAGCAGCAGCAGCAGCAGCAGCGACAACAUGCGGCAAGUGGCAACUUGGAGACUACAAAGGUGGCCAUGCGCAGGGAGCUAGCUGCUGUGGCUGCUACAGCGCCGCGUUGCAAUACAGGCGGACUGUGGCAAGCGCCUGUGGAGACGCAGCCACAGUCACGUUUGUGGAAGGACACGCUGGGCAGGAAUGCUGCACUGAGUGCCAAGCCCAGCCAAGUGGAGAUGGAAUCAAAGUCACGCACACGUCUGCGCAAGCCGCGCAAGGAUAAGGAAAAGUCACAGCCAAAACAACAGCAGCAGCAGCAGGAGCAGAGACUGGCACAGGGACAGACGCAGGCUACCAUACAGGCUAAGGCACAGGAGCGUGCGUUGGCCCUGAAGCAGCAUCUGCUUCAGCAACAGAAGCAACAUGAGCAGGAAUUGUCACAAAUGGAUUUGGCAUUGACGCUGCAGCAGCUGCAGCUGGAGCAUCAGCAAUUGAAUCAACAAAAGAAACAAACUCAGCUGCAACACCAAACUGCAACUGCAACUGCAACAGCAACAGCAACAAGACCAACAGCAGCAACAAAAACAACAAAACCAAGCAAAAUACCCACAGCACACCAUAGCUCAGAUUUUGUUUGCUACAAGUCGCGUUUGAGUCACUUGGAGCUCGAGAUGUCCAAGUGCAAGCGCCAGCUGUUCAGCUAUGUGCAGGAUAAUCAGCAAUUGCUGCAUAAGGAAUCAUUGCGUCAUCAUAUCGAGCAACUGUUGGAGACAACGCUGCCAGUUGCAACUGCAACUUCAGCAACAUCCAUAGCUGCAACUGUAGCCAAUACGAACAUUGCUGCUGCAGCUGCAACAGCUGUUGCUGGUGCUGGUGCCGGUGCUGGAACGCAGCCACAACGCGAGCAAUUGAAGCAGCUGCAAAUGCGCGAGUUCCUGGCACGUGAUGAAUGCAAUGCCAAUGCUUAUGAGCUACCCGAUCUAUGCAAUGUCUAUAAGGCCAGUCGCCGUGCUGAAUCGCAGCAACAGUUGCAGUUGCAUGCCGCACGCAAUGAGACACAGCAGGUAGCACGUUCGUAUUAUAAACAUUUCAUGCACUCACUUACCCCCUCCUCAUCCUCAUCCUCACCCAUCUCCAACUCCAACUCCAUAUUCAAGCCACAGCAGCAAUCGCCCUAUAGUAGUGAUGGCUUGCAUAUUCAGGAAGCAAGCUUUAGCAAGGACUUUGAGCAGACAUAACAACCGGGCAGCGAGUAAGGACACCACAGCUCUACGACUACGUUUGUCAAACUCUUCCAAUUAAUAAAAGUGCGAAAUCGUUUAGAAAAUGUAAUAAGAGCCUAGUUUAAUUAGUUUUAAUUCUAAUCGCUUUAUAAGUAUGUGUACAUGCCAAAUGUAUUUAACAUGUACAUAUGUAUGUAUAUGUGUGUACAUAUGUAUAUGUGCAGUAGCUAAGAGGCAACGCAAUUAAUUAUAGCAUAAGAUUGUAAAAUUAUAA
Molecule: messenger RNA, 3775 nt
Organism: Drosophila busckii
Lineage: Eukaryota; Metazoa; Arthropoda; Insecta; Diptera; Drosophilidae
Product: CXXC-type zinc finger protein 1
Exons: 10
Coding region: 850-3516 (888 amino acids)
Biological process (GO): intracellular signal transduction; protein phosphorylation; positive regulation of DNA-templated transcription
Cellular component (GO): Set1C/COMPASS complex; nucleus; cytoplasm
Molecular function (GO): ATP binding; MAP kinase activity; zinc ion binding
Source: RefSeq, a predicted model, not a curated record